Morone saxatilis (striped sea-bass) is the source of this 1306-nucleotide messenger RNA. It is a transcript of the gene crfb1, whose product is annotated as cytokine receptor family member b1. Lineage: Eukaryota; Metazoa; Chordata; Actinopteri; Moronidae. The record is from RefSeq and is a predicted model, not a curated record. Gene Ontology annotation, molecular function: protein binding. The transcript is spliced from 6 exons. Bases 184 to 903 code for a protein of 239 amino acids.
UGAGACUUGCUGCAGUGAUGUCGACGUCACGGGGAGGACGUUGUGCGACUGCUCGGAGAGAAAUUCACUUUUCCUUCUCGGACACUGAAACACAGUGAUCCUCCAGCGGAGCGUCGACCCUGACAAUGCAGUCCAUGGAGGGCUAUGGACACACACUAUCUGGUGCCCCAUUAGUGUGAAAGGAUGAACUUGUUUCCUCUUGUUCUUUAUCUCCUGUCACUGCUUGUUUCUGUGCUGGGUUCCCUUCCCGCUCCGGUCAAUUUGACGAUCACCUCUGUCAACUUCUUCCAUGUCCUGCAUUGGGAUCCUGGGCCUGGCACCCCACCGGGAACGGUGUACCAUGUCUUCAGGAAGAACGAGAUUAAGAAACGGGAAUGGCUAUCAAAUGAGACAUCAUUCACGCUGAGGUCCAAAACCGUAGAUGCACAAAGAGAACUUCAUGAACUGACUGUCCAAGCGUCCUACAACAAAACCCUGUCUCCAGAGUCCAACAAGUUAUUAUUCAGCCCUUACGAAGACACCAAAAUAACUAGUCCAAAACUGUCACUGGCUGGAUGUGGCAACUGCAUCCAUAUCAACAUUUCAAUCCCGAAGGCUAACAAGAGAUCACAAAUCAAUGACAUCCAGAAAUUCUACGGUGGGAAGUUCAAGAUUCUCUGGAAGAAACGUAAUGGAACAGUGGAGGAACCCUACAACACUGAAAACAAGAGUUUUACUCUUGCCAACCUAAAGAGAGGUGUGGAGUACUGUGUACAGGUGCACAUGAACUUUGUUGUGAACAAAAACACUGAGCCAUCCGCCUGGGAGUGUGCCUUCACUAGCAUUGUGGAACCGAGGAGAGGUGAGUUUACCUUUAGAGCUGAUAUUAAUGCUGUUAUGACAGUAGUGUGGUGUUUUUAUUAAGAUGCUGGACUGACAUUUAGAGAUUCUGGGCUCUACGUUUGUGCAUAGUUUCAAAUAAGAAUACAGCAGCUUGAAUAUGCUGCAAAGAUCAGAUGAUGUCUCUUUUUGAGUUUGAAUUCACGAUUCUGGGCAUGUUACAAAAUCAAAUGGUCACUGUGUUUCUGUGCGUGAUGACAUGAUCCAUACAGUCACCAUGUGAACUUAAAUGCCACUGCAAUGCCAUAAGUAAAAUAAAUGUAAACCAUAUUUGGUUCAUUUUAAGAUAAAUUCUGUUUGAUUUGACUGUUUUACAUUAAAACGUUACGUGAUGCUUUUGUAUGGAGACAUGGGGAAAGGAUCAGUAAAUCAUCACAGACUAGACAAUAACCUGUAUUGUAACCUGUACCUCAGGGAAAUGCUAGUG